Molecule: messenger RNA, 574 nt
Organism: Diospyros lotus (date-plum)
Lineage: Eukaryota; Viridiplantae; Streptophyta; Magnoliopsida; Ericales; Ebenaceae
Exons: 1
Coding region: 38-355 (105 amino acids)
Biological process (GO): regulation of DNA-templated transcription
Source: RefSeq, a predicted model, not a curated record
UAGAUUUUUGCCAAACUUUGUCUCCUAUUCUAUCGCCAUGAGAUCAAGGCCGAAGAACCGAUCAAUAACCCGAACCACGAGCAGGCCGAGAACCAGAUCCGGCCUCCAACGACGCCGUUUCGGAGGCCUCCGGAAGAGCUCGAGAACCGUCGACGCCGUCAAUGGCGGAUUCGCCUCCAUUCCCGAGAAACUGGAAGCUCUCAAAAGCAUCAUUCCCUCCCGAAGAGCCGACAUGAAAGCCGAUCAGUUGUUCCAGGAAACCGCUGACUACAUCGUUCUUCUGAAGCUGCAGGUCUUCGUUUUGCAAGGACUCGUGGAUUCCUACGGCCCUGCUCAUAACCGAGGUGCUGUAUAGUGUGAUUGGAUCAUUUUAUUUUAUUUUAUUUUUCUUUUCCAAUGCAUUGUAUCGGAGCUUCUUCAAGUAGUCGGAGUCCUUAUUCAAAAAUUUUCUCUCGUUUUCUCGCCGUCCAAACGCCUUUCUGCUUUUCCCGAAACUGGCCGGUUUUCGGGCUCAAAGCAAACAAAAAUAAAGAAAUGGAUGAAGCUUAUGGUAGAAAGAACAAUUGGUAGAGCA